Molecule: messenger RNA, 2397 nt
Organism: Endocarpon pusillum Z07020
Lineage: Eukaryota; Fungi; Ascomycota; Eurotiomycetes; Verrucariales; Verrucariaceae
Exons: 2
Coding region: 1-2397 (798 amino acids)
Cellular component (GO): nucleus; cytoplasm
Source: RefSeq, a predicted model, not a curated record
AUGUUUAUGCUCCGGAAUGUCAGCAAAUAUCUCUUCGGCGACACAUCAAAGGAGGCCGUAAUCGAGAUCUCACAAGGCCAACUCUACGUUGUCAGACCACUAUCACCGAAAGGCUAUUCGGAGCUCAUCUUCAAAGACGCUGCUGCCAGCAUUCGACGCACAGGUCAAGAUUUUCAGUAUCAACUUGUGGUUCAGAGAGCCUACGAGGAGGGAGAAGAAGAGUUGGCAGACGAGGACGACGAGGACAGCGCAGCUGACAGACUAAGCGGUGACAAGGACGAGAAGAUAUUUCUCCUGGACCAGAGUCUUCAUUUCCGGUCUGAGGUGCGUGAGGAAGGCGAGAAGGUACUUGCUUGGAGAGACCUUAGUGGAGACAUUGGUGACCUCUACGAAUUUGUGUGCGAUUCUUCGGUGCCAGCAGAUAAGGUUGCAACAUUCGAACUGGCAGCCAUUGAAUGUCAAUACGAGCGCAAGUACCGCAAAAGCGCACAGUCUGCAAGAGAAGAGGAGUUCAGGGAAUUCUCAUUUGCUGAGGAAGACGCAAUACCGAACGCUAGCCCUACUACCAAAGACACUAAUUUCGGUCCCACGUCUGCCGACUCUGCUGCACACAUGGCCAAGGAGGUCAAAUCGUCGAAAAAGAAGGUUGCAAACGUUUCAGCGCCUCGAGGAGCAGCGGCGACCGUGGCUCCUGCCUCUAGACCUGCUCAGUUAGGGGAAAUCUUGGCAGAAGAGAAUGCGGAGCUGCACCUAUUCGAUUUCGAAAGCGGCACAUUCAUUCUUCAAGACAGCUCUGUCACAGCUGCUGUUGUGGAAACCGGCCGAUGGCAAUACUGGCUGCAAAUAAGAGGGAGCAAGAGAGACUGGUUGGGACAAGAGGUGAUUGCAGACAUCAACCCAGUCUUCAAUUACGAAUAUCUUUCAUUUAUCUUCAAUCAUUAUGGCCUGGAUGGCGCAGCAUACUCCUGGUUGUUGCGCUUUAAGGACCAAGAACGACUCGAAAAAUUCCAGGAAGGCUUAAUGCAGGCACUGUGGGAGCAGCUGAACGAGAUGAAGUGGACCAAGAUCAAGGACCAAGAAAGAGACUAUGUGACGGAAGCAUUCAACGAUCUGACCAUGGAUGAGGCUCACCAUGAGGACGAAGAAGAUGAGCAGGAGGAAGAGGCUGUUGAAGAUGAGGACGAUGGCCAGAGGAGUGAAAACUACGACACUGACGAAUCGGAAGACGAUGUGGACGUGCAUCCUGAUGACGGAAAUGUGAAUUCCCAACUUGCUGUUGGGUAUAAGCACGAUAGGUCGUUCGUCGUCAGAGGCUCCAAGAUUGGCGUCUUCAAACAUACACCCAACAAUAAUCUGGAGUUCUCAACAAAUAUCUCGAAGGUUGAAACCCCAAAAGGCAGAUUGUUCAGCCCCAAGAAAGUCAUGCUACACGCAGAGGACUCAAACAUGGUCUUACAGGAUGAAGCCAACCCAAACUCACUUUAUCGCAUGGAUUUAGAAUAUGGGAAAGUCGUCGAUGAGUGGAAAAUACACGACGACAUACCAGUCAAUACCUUUGCUCCUGAAACCAAAUUCGCGCAGAUGUCCGCCGCUCAACCAUUCCUCGGACUUUCGCGCAAUGCCCUGUACCGGAUCGACCCACGUGUCACCGGCAACAAGCUUGUGGAAACUGAUCUCAAACAAUACGCCUCCAAAAACGACUUCUCCGCAGCCGCCACAACCGAAAAGGGCUACAUUGCUGUGGCCUCCAACAAAGGUGACAUCCGGCUGUUUGAUAGGCUUGGCAUCAAUGCUAAAACCCAUAUUCCUGCUCUCGGCGAACCUAUUAUAGGCGUAGAUACCAGUGCUGACGGCCGCUGGAUCCUCGCUACAUGCCGCACCUACCUUCUGUUAAUCGAUGCGCUUCAAAAGGAUGGCAAGAACGAAGGCAAACUCGGCUUCGAGAAGAGCUUUGCCAAGGAAUCAAAACCUCAACCACGACGUCUUGGCCUCCAACCGAGCCAUGUAGCUCAAUUUCAGCAUGAGACCAAAACUCCCAUCUCCUUCACGCCUGCCAAAUUCAAUACCGGCCUUGAUGCGAGCGAAACGAGCAUCAUCACCGCCACUGGACCCUUCAUCAUAACAUGGAAUCUGAAGAAAGUCCUAGCGGGACGAAAAGAUCCGUAUACCAUCAAGCGUUACGCCGAAGAGGUCAAGGCCGAUAAUUUCAAGUACGGCAGCGAUAAGAACGUGAUAGUGGCGUUGCCGAACGAGGUGAACAUGGUGGCGAAGCAGACUUUCAAGAAGCCAACACGAGAGAGUAUUGCUGGCCCAGGAGCUCUAAGUACGCCGCGGAGGAGUGCUGGAGCAAGGGUUUCUGGGCUAAGGAAGAGCGAGAUCGUGAAUAGUCCGUAUUGA